Molecule: messenger RNA, 1194 nt
Organism: Momordica charantia (bitter melon)
Lineage: Eukaryota; Viridiplantae; Streptophyta; Magnoliopsida; Cucurbitales; Cucurbitaceae
Product: GDSL esterase/lipase 1
Molecular function (GO): lipase activity
Source: RefSeq, a predicted model, not a curated record
ACAUGGCAAAUUCUUCCAAGUUGGUUUCAUGUGUAGUUUUGGGCAUUUUGGCAAUGAGCUGCCUCUCCCCACACAGCUGCGAGCCUGAGCCUGAGCCUGUUCCGUUGUUUGUUUUUGGAGAUUCACUUUACGACGUCGGAAUUAACAACUACAUCAACACCAGCGCUCAGGCCAACUUCCCGCCCUACGGCGAAACUUUCUUCAAGUUUCCCACCGGAAGAUUCUCCGAUGGCCGCGUCAUUCCCGACUUCAUCGCUGAAUAUGCAAACUUACCAUUAAUUCUUCCAUAUCUUUAUCCGGGCAUUAAGGAUUAUGUUAAGGGAGUAAAUUUCGCAUCAGGAGGAGCUGGAGCACUCGAUCAAACCUUCCCACAGCUUGCGGUAACCUUGAGAACUCAGCUGGGAUAUUUCAAAGAAAUGGAAACCAAGUUAAGAAACAAACUUGGAACUUCAGAGACAAAGAAACUACUGUCCAGAGCCGUUUACUUGAUCGCCAUUGGAGGCAACGAUUACGGUGCUUUUGAUUCAAAUUUCACAGUUUAUCAAUCCUACACCACCGAACAAUAUGUUGAUUCAGUCAUAGGAAACAUGAGCAGUGUCAUCAAAGGAAUUUAUAAGAUGGGAGGGAGGAAAUUUUCAGUGUUGAAUGUUGGGCCUAUGGAUCGAUUGCCGGCCAUGCGAGAGGCAGCUAUAUACCAUGGGAGAGUUGAUUGGGUGGAACAAGUUGAGAAUUUUGCUGUGUUGCACAACCAACAGCUUCCUAAAGCUCUCCAAAAGCUUCAACAAAAGCUCAAAGGAUUCAUCUAUUCCCAUACUGAUUUCUACACUGCUCUCAAUGACAUCAUCGACAACCCUACAAAAUAUGGUAUAAAAGAAGUGAAGAGUGGAUGCUGUGGAAUUGGGCCAUUGAGAGGAACAAAUAGCUGCGGAGGGAAGAGGGGCAUAAAAGAAUAUGAGCUAUGUGGAAAUCCUGAGGAAUAUGUGUUCUUUGAUGCCACCCAUUUAACUCAUAGAGCAUAUCAGAUAAUAGCACAAAUUAUGUGGACUGGGACUUCCAAUAUUACCACUCCUCUUAAUGUCAAGUCCUUAUUCUACAUAUAAAUUAAUAUAUUAUGUUUGAUUAUCAAUAGAGAAUAAAUGAAUUAUUUCAGUUUACUUGCUUUCCUAUCUGAAACCUAAAUGAUGAAUUUUUCAU